Molecule: messenger RNA, 1729 nt
Organism: Pieris brassicae (large cabbage white)
Lineage: Eukaryota; Metazoa; Arthropoda; Insecta; Lepidoptera; Pieridae
Product: TAR DNA-binding protein 43-like
Exons: 1
Coding region: 166-1398 (410 amino acids)
Biological process (GO): regulation of gene expression
Cellular component (GO): nucleoplasm
Molecular function (GO): RNA binding
Source: RefSeq, a predicted model, not a curated record
AUGUUUUCAAGUUACAACUAGCAAACUGCAAUGGGUUUUUAACCCGUAGCUGACGUAUUUUAUAUUUGUAUAAAUUAGGAAAUUGUACAGAUUUUUAGUGAUAAGUGUACCAUCUGUGUUUAUUUUUAUCCAAUAUUAUUUAUUUCUGUUCAUGAUUAAGAAAUAAUGUCCUUCGAGUACUUACCCGUAGCUGAAGAUGAAAAUGAAGAACCCAUAGAACUUCCAGUCGAAGAUGAUGGGACUUUGAUGUUAACAACUGUGUCUGCGCAAUUUCCAGGUUGCUGCGGUUUAAAAUAUCGUCAUCCUGAUACAAAAACAUUUAGAGGUAUAAGAUUAAGAGACGGCAGAUUAUAUCCUCCGCCAGAGGGAUGGGGCAAUCAUUUAUACAUUUGCAGUUUUCCAAAAGAAAAUAAAAGAAAAUCUGGUGAUAGCUCUGAGAUUUCACUCUUAAAAAAUAAACGAAACGACAACUUAUGUUCUGAUUUAAUCGUCUUAGGAUUACCUUGGAAAGCAACAGAACAGACUGUAAGAGAAUACUUUGAAAAAUUUGGAGAGGUAUUAAUGGCUCAGUUAAAAAGAGAUCCGAAGACGGGUAUGUCUAAAGGAUUUGCUUUUAUCCGCUUUUCAUCUUAUACAUCACAAAUGAGAGUUCUAGCUCAAAGACACAUGAUUGAUGGCCGCUGGUGUGAUGUUCGGAUACCAAAUUCUAAAGAAGGCUCUAUCACAUCAAUGCCUUGCAAAGUAUUUGUUGGACGCUGUACUGAAGACUUAUCAGCAAAUGACCUCAGAGAAUAUUUCUCACAGUUUGGGGAAGUCACGGAUGUCUUUAUACCAAAACCAUUUCGUGCUUUCAGUUUUAUAACAUUUUUAGAUCCUGAAGUUGCACAAAGUUUGUGUGGUCAAGAUCAUAUUAUAAAAGGCGUAUCUGUGAAUGUAUCAAAUGCCUCACCAAAGCAAAAUAAAAGCAGUUCAAAUCAACGAAACUUACCAAGUCGGAACUAUGAAGAGAGUCAUCACAAUGCAUCAAACAACAAUUCCUGGAGUAGCCGUAACAUGGAUAUGGUGAAUAUGCAAGCUUUAGGUAUAUCUGGCCAACAUGGCCAAUCUGCAGUUGCUGGUGGUGCUGGGCAAGGUCAAGGUGGUAGCAUGCCUCUGAGCAUGGGAGGUUUACCAGUUAACCAAGCAUUAGUAGCAGCUGCAUUAAAUCAAGCAGCUGGUUGGGGUCUCAUUAACAACAUACCUUCUGGAGGAUCAGAUCAAGGGGCAUUUGCUGGACCAGCAUCUUCUGCACCACCAGCUCCACCCAAUUUCCUUUCUUGGAUGCAACAAGGUAAUUCAGCUCAGGGACCUUCUAGUCAAUGGGGACAAAGGCACCAAUCCCAAGGCCACUCUGUUUGAUCCAAUGGUAAAUAAUAAGCUCACAAUAAUCUCUGUGAUUGUAGCAAAAAUUAGAUUAUCUUAUUUGAAAUUAACUACUACAUAUAUGGGUUGUUUUUGGUGUAGAGUGGUUUGCUACUGGUGUUAUACACAUAUAUUAAUUUAUUAUGAAUUUGCUUGUAUUGUUGUUUUCCUUUGUCAUUAACUUUUACUGUAGUUUAAAAGCUUUUUUGUCACAUUACAUACACAUAAUAUGAUAAAUAUUAUUAAUGGUGUACUAUAGUUUUCAUAAAUAGCACACUGGCAAUAUAAAAAACAUAAUUCUAAUUUUUUAGCUUAAAAUUUCACUUAC